Molecule: messenger RNA, 2322 nt
Organism: Megachile rotundata (alfalfa leafcutting bee)
Lineage: Eukaryota; Metazoa; Arthropoda; Insecta; Hymenoptera; Megachilidae
Gene: schlank
Product: ceramide synthase schlank
Biological process (GO): ceramide biosynthetic process
Cellular component (GO): membrane
Molecular function (GO): sphingosine N-acyltransferase activity; DNA binding
Source: RefSeq, a predicted model, not a curated record
GUAUAUGAUGAAAUCACGUUACUCAAAAUGAUUAAAAUUUCACGUCUCACAUUUUCUACAGAUUACUAGAUUUAAAAUUCCAUCUUUUUAGAUAACCUAUCUUAUAAGCAAUAUACUUUUCCCGUUAGUCGAAUACUAUUAUUAAAAACAAAUUUAUGAAAAAAGCAAAUGAUUCAUAAGCACUGUUUAUAAAUGUAAUAAUUCAAUACAACUUAUGAUGCUGUUUGAUUUUACAUUUGUUUAUUAGUACGGUACAUUUGAAGGACCUUAAAUAAUCAUAAAAUUCUAUCGAAAUUUAUAUACGAGGUUAUCCAUGAUACGUUCGUUAUCAAAAUGAUUACACUCACACUUAAUGUACAUUUAUAAACGACAGUUGUGUAACUAAAGCACGUAUUAAUUGUAUAUUGAACAGUCAAUUUCGACAAACUAGCACGCAAGAAAUAAAGAUAAUUAUUUUUCACUGCGAAGCAACAAUCGGGAGAAAAAUUGAACGCGGUGCAUCAAAAUUACGGGCGCAGUCUUCGAGCGGUGGCGUGUAAGAACGGAAAGCUAGCCGAAUUUUAGUUAUUAAGGUAAUUUAAGUACGUCUCAACGAUGGAUAUAUUAAAAAACGUAUCAUCGGCUUUUUGGUCGACUGAUGUUUGGUUACCGCCUAAUAUAACAUGGGAUGAUAUUAAACCAAAUUCAGAAAACAAAUAUGCUAACUAUCAACAUUUAAUUUAUCCGUUACUUAUGGCAUUAGUUCUUUUAAUAAUUAGAUUUGCCUUAGAAAGGUAUUGCUUUGCACCUUUUGGAAAAUCUCUUGGUAUAAAAAAUACAAGAUCAAAAAAAGCAGUACCAAAUGAGAUAUUAGAAAAAGCCUAUGUUAAUAGAAAAUUUAAACAUAAACAGAUCCUGGCACUGGCUAAACAAUUAGAUUGGUCUGAACGACAAGUAGAAAGGUGGUUGCGAUUAAGACGUACUCAGGAUAAGCCAUCAACUCUUACAAAAUUUUGUGAGAACAGUUGGAGAUGUUUAUAUUAUACAUAUUCCUUUAUUUAUGGCCUCAUUAUUUUAUGGGAUAAGCCAUGGUUGUGGGACAUUAAUUAUUGUUAUUAUGAUUAUCCAUACCAUCCAGUUUCCAAUGAUGUGUGGUGGUAUUACAUGAUAUCAAUGGCAUUUUACUGGUCUCUAAGUUUCUCUCAAUUCUUUGAUGUGAAAAGAAAAGAUUUUUGGCAAAUGUUUAUUCACCAUAAAGCUACCAUUAUGUUAAUGUGUUUCUCAUGGGUUGGAAAUUUGACUAGAAUUGGUUCAUUGGUGUUAUUAGUGCAUGAUAGUGCAGAUAUUUUCCUAGAAGCUGCUAAAAUGGCUAAAUAUGCUAAUUACCAGAAAUUAUGCGAUUGCAUAUUCGUUAUAUUCACAGUGUUAUGGAUUAUCACGCGUAUUGGUGUUUAUCCACUUUGGAUAAUUCAUAGCACAUCGAUAAAAGCACCUAAGAUAGUACCAAUGUUCCCAGCAUAUUAUAUUUUCAACUUUUUGUUGAUCUUACUACUGUGUCUUCAUAUAAUAUGGACGUAUUUAAUACUUAAAAUCGCUUACAACGCAUUUUAUGCUGGUCAAAUGGAAGGUGAUAUUCGUAGCAGUAGCAGUGAAGAUGUAUCAGAUAAUUCUAUCGAUAAUACAGCAUUAAAUAAUUCUACAAAUUAUAUUACAAAGCAAAAUUCAAGGCAAAAAGUUCAUUAACAAAUAACUUUCUAGAAAAAGUUAUCGUAUCAGUAAUAAGGCAAGAAUUCAAAUAUUAGCCAGGCGCUAAUUUAUUUCAGUAAAUUUAACAGUCCUUACGUUCAUCGUAUGGUAAUUACAAACUUACAUUUUGAUAAAGUUGUAAAGAGGUCAUCUUAGAAUUCUGUAUUUUGUUCUAAUCUUUUGUAUCUAUUUUUUAAAGCAAUUUGGUGCUUUUUAUAUAAUAUGAAAGAAUCAUUUAAUGUUCUUCAUACAUCACAUGUUAAUGCAUUAUUCGUAGAAACGUUACACACGAAAGCUCGUAUAUUGAGAAUGUGAAUUAUUCGUUUUAUUAACGAUAUCGUUUAUUUAUAUGUAUUUUAUUUAACAACUUAGGAAAUCAUAUUUCUUUUUUUAAAUUAAAUUCUAAUUAUUUAGCCAAACAAAUAAUGGACCAAAGUUUAGAAAGCAUUCAAUAUCUCUAAUUUCUUAACCUACCAAAAGUUUAGUGAUUGAUUAUAUUAAUAAUAUUUAUUUGUUCUCGUACACUUUAAAAUGUCAAAUGAUAUCUUAAAACUUGUGAAUUAAGGAAAUUAAUAAUAAUAUUUCUAAUAAGUUCAA